Messenger RNA from Pollicipes pollicipes, 941 nucleotides. RefSeq names its product protein shisa-like-2B. NCBI's taxonomy places the organism in Eukaryota, Metazoa, Arthropoda, Thecostraca, Pollicipedomorpha, Pollicipedidae. The record is from RefSeq and is a predicted model, not a curated record. The transcript has 5 exons. The coding region runs from base 135 to 941 and encodes 268 amino acids.
UCGCAGGAUCGAUCAGGCCGGCCAGACGCCGCCGCUGACCUCUGACCUGUCACGUGGCGCCGGCCGUUGACCUCUGACCCGCCGCGUGCGUCGGCCGUUGACCUGCGAUCUGAGCGGAGCGCAAGAGUCUCGCCAUGUCCAUCCAGAUGCAGCUCGGCCAGGACCACGAAGUGCUGAGCCAGGACCCGUUCUGCUCCGGCUACGUGGACAGCUUUGGCAAGUGGAACAACGGGUUUGCCUGUCCGAAGCUUGAGGAGGAGCCCGUGUUCUGCUGCGGCACCUCCACCUACCGCUACUGCUGCACCGCCAGGGAUGAGACAGACCCGGAUGUCUUCAGCCAGAGUAUGCCGCUGGUGAUGGGCGUCGUGUUCGGCACCCUCAUCACCGUCGUCCUCGUCAUCACGGCCAUCUGCGUGUUCUGGAAGUCCUGCCGCACUUACAAGAAGCGAAGAAGUGGAGGAGGUCCCAUGUACCGGAUGCAGUCGUCCUCGACCACCAGCGGCGUGGCCAACAUGUACAGCUGCUCGUCAGGCUCGCUGAGCCAUCACGACGGCCGCGGCGGACCGCACGACCUGGAGGACGUUCUGCAGGACGUGGACGAGGUGGCCGUCACCAGGCCGUGUCGGCUCAGCACCAUCAACACCAUCCCCAGGACCUUCACCUCCGACCGCUGUAACAGAGUAUCAUUCGCUGACUCGGUGGGCAACAGCUCGGCGUCGACGACGACCGACAACGAGCGCCAGCUGUUUAUCGAGCAGUCGGGCGGACUACCGCCGCCGUACAAGCAGGACGCGGACCUGCCGCCGGCCGCCGAGGCGCGCCUGCUGCCCUUCCCGCGUUCGUUCUGCGUGCCCGCCGAGCCGCACGAGCUGGACGUCGGCCACUACCAAGUGCCGCGACCCCCCGGCGAUGACGUCCUGUACCGGUCCACCAAGUUCUGA